AUGAUCCUAUUGUCGCACAAAUGGUUGCAAACGAUAUAUUCGAGCUGUAUAGCCUUCAAUGUCUCGCGGAUUCUUCUGUCAAUCGCAUCGCCAUAUUGCGUUCCCGAAACCAGACUGCCGAAGGAGCGGUCUCAGACAUCUACCCCACAUCCCGCCCCCUCCCAACAAAAUACUAUAAAAGCCGUCCUACUUUCGACUCUCUUCUUAACUGCAACCACCACCACUUCCGCAUUGCAAACAACCAAACACCGCAUUAACAACAACCACAAUAUGUUUGCCUCAUACUCCACCCGCGCUGUCGUUCCCCGCAACGGGUUCGUGCCGUUGGGCGGCCGUCGGGUGUCUGUUCCCGACACAUCUUCACCAUCAUCACCGAGCCCGGCUCGACUGCGGAGAAACUCUGUCGACGUUGCCAAACAGGUGGCCAGCACCGUCGCUGGCCUCGUCACACCCACCCCUAUGCCAUACGUCGAGCCCCUCUUUGGUCUCCGCCGACCAACGCUGGGGGCCAUUCCGAUGGAGGAUCUGCGCCCUGCGAACUAUCUGCCGAUGCCCCCACGAGAGAUGCUCUUCCCGCGGACGGAGCAGGUGGCCCUGCUCAAAGCGGUGGGGCUGUUGGACCCGGAGAUGGAUGUCCGCAGUGCAGUUAUCGCGCUGGAUCUCUAG
Mycena indigotica is the source of this 666-nucleotide messenger RNA. RefSeq lists its product as uncharacterized. The record is from RefSeq and is a predicted model, not a curated record. The coding region runs from base 1 to 666 and encodes 221 amino acids. Lineage: Eukaryota; Fungi; Basidiomycota; Agaricomycetes; Agaricales; Mycenaceae. The transcript has a single exon.